Molecule: messenger RNA, 2755 nt
Organism: Bombyx mandarina (wild silkworm)
Lineage: Eukaryota; Metazoa; Arthropoda; Insecta; Lepidoptera; Bombycidae
Gene: e
Product: nonribosomal peptide synthetase ebony
Source: RefSeq, a predicted model, not a curated record
UCAUUCAUACCUGCACUAUUGCACAAUUCAGUCGCGCGCGUGUUAACUGAAGGGACGUUCUGUGAGUGUGUUCUGUGUUUACGGUGCCUUUGCGUUGUGCAAUUUAAAAAAAAAACAAAAAACAAAAACUAAGUACGAUGGGCUCCUUGCCUCGCGUCGCUGUGGUGACUGGACCCAGAGCGCCCGUCCCGACUGCCCCCCUCACUCACCACCUCGGCCCUUUAGCCAAGAGCGACAGGACAGCUCUUAUUUACAAAGACGAGAUCUCCAGCGUUCAGGUCAGUCAUGCAGAGCUUGCAGCGAGGACUAAUGUCCUGGCGAGAGCUAUCAGCGAGAGGGCCAGGACUGUGGGACCGAACAGAGAUAGUGACUACGUAAUUGCUGUUUGUAUGCAGCCCACACACAAUACGAUAAUGGCGUUGUUAGCGACGUGGAAGGCAGGAGCAGCGUACGUACCAAUGGAGCCGAGCUUCCCUCAGGGCAGGAUCACUCACAUACUGAAGGACGCCGAACCUUCCCUUGUCAUUUAUGAUGAUAGCGCGGACCCCUCAAUGUUCAAGGAAAGCGGAGUACCGUUCGCGUCAUUCGAAGAGUUAGCGCAGGAAGCAACCAGCCACUCAGCCGACGAACCAAUGGAUGCGGAGACACUGGCUCCACUUACAAGUGACAGCAUCGCUAUCGUACUCUACACUUCUGGAAGCACCGGCAUUCCGAAAGGUGUGCGUUUGUCGUACUCGGCAAUCUGCAAUCGUCUCUGGUGGCAGUUCCGCACGUUCCCCUAUUCCGACUCCGAAGAGAUCUGCGUUUGGAAGACCGCGCUCACUUUCGUGGAUUCCGUCUGCGAGAUAUGGGGACCGCUGCUGCACGGGAGAGCCUUGCUAAUACUGUCGAGGGAGACCACCAGGGAUCCUCAGAAACUUGUCAACGUCCUCGCUGAUAAUCAGAUUGAAAGGCUCGUGUUGGUUCCAACUCUGCUACGUUCCAUCCUGAUGUACCUGGCGUUGGGCCCCGCCUCACGACCGCUGCGGCGUCUCAAGCUGUGGGUCUGCUCCGGGGAAACCCUCAGCAAAGAGCUGGCUUCGGAGUUCUUUAAGUACUUCGGCAAUGAGGACGGAUACAAGCUCGCCAACUUCUACGGAAGCACUGAAGUCAUGGGCGACGUGACGUAUUACGUCUUGGAAGGCAGCGACCAAUUGGAUUUGUACCCGACUAUUCCUAUUGGGAGGCCCUUGGACAAUUGUGCGAUAUACCUGUUGGAUGAGGAGUUGAGCCCGACCCGUGAUUCCGAGCCGGGCGAGGUUUGGGUCGCGGGAGCUAAUCUAGCCGCUGGAUACGUUGGAGGCGGCGGCGCGAACCGCUUCUGUGAUAACCCUCACGCCACUCAACCUGAUUUCCAACGUUUAUACCGCACAGGAGAUUUCGGGACUCUUGUUAAGGGCGCGGUGCUGUACGCCGGUCGCACGGACGCCCAGGUCAAGAUUCGAGGACACCGCGUGGAUCUGCUGGAAGUGGAAAGAGCGCUGGCCCAAGUCCCAGGAGUUGACAAGUGCGUGGUCCUAUGCUACGGUUUGGACAGAGGCAACCCUGAGAUCCUCGGCUUCGUCACAACCAAGCCGGGCGCUCGGACCAGCGCGCAGCACAUCGAGGGCAAGCUCAGGAACGCCCUGACCCACUACAUGAUGCCGCAGGUAAUCGAGGUUGAAAGCAUUCCUCUGCUGGUAAACGGCAAAGUGGACCGACAGGGACUCCUGAAGAUGUACGAGAACACGAACAACAAUGACGACGCCGAGGUAGCCGUCGACAUUGACUGCAGUGGCGCGGGGCUCGCGGACCUGGAGGCAGCCCGGGCCCUCUUGGAGACGGUGGGCGCCGUGCUCGGCAGGGCCGCCAGAGGAACGCUGUCUCUGAGGUCCGGCUUCUAUGAGCUGGGAGGGAACUCUCUGAACUCCAUCUACACUAUCACCAAGUUGAGGGACAGAGGUUACUAUGUGGAAAUCAGCGACUUCCUGGGAGCUUCCACUCUGGGCGAGGUUCUGUCGAAGAUGUCGACGGAUCCUAAUGGCGGCGCCGACUCGAAGGAGGCCACGUUCAUAGCCGUGCCCAUGAGGGAUGAGCACAAGAAGGAAGUUAUUGACAUGGUGGUGUCCUCGUUCUACGAGAAAGCCGAGCUGGAGCAGUUCUUGAAACACGAGAUCGAGACCAGGGACUACGCCGACUGCAUCGACGCGUGCUGGCCGGCACUGCUGCAGGCCGGACUGAGUGUCGUCCUCAAUGACGUGAACAGCGAACCAGUAGCAGUGGCUUUGAACUUCGACGUGAGAGACGAACCUGAGAUCGAGCUGUCUGGAGGGCUUGCCAAGAUCAUGGGAUUUUUGGAGUACGUGGAGGGUUCCGUGAGGGACACCAUGCUGCCCCACGGGAAAGGUGCUGUGCUGCAUUCGUUCAUGAUGGCGACGAGUGAGCGUCUGAGUGCACGAGACAAUGUGUCCGCCAUCCGCGCUCUGGAGCUAGCCACAGACCGAGUAGCGAGACAGAGACGCUUCAGAGGCGUGUUCACGACCAACACGAGUCCGCUCACGCAGCAACUCGGCACAGAUAUACUCGGAUUCAAAACACUGCUAGACUACCAAAUAAAUCAGUACGUGGACCCCAACGGCGAAAGGAUCUUCGGAAAAGCACCUGACGAUAUGAGGGCUAUUGUGUGCUGGAAACCCUUGGACUAAUUGACCUGCAGCAGGGCGGUAGCACGAUACGA